AUGCCUCAGAAAAAUAAAUUCCAAGAAGGUGAAAAAGUACUAUGUUUCCAUGGUCCCCUUAUUUAUGAGGCUAAAUGUUUGAAAUCAUCACUCACUAAGGAAAAAACAGUUAAAUAUUUUAUACAUUAUGCCGGCUGGAAUAAAAAUUGGGAUGAAUGGGUCCCGGAAAGCCGUGUGUUGAAAUACAACGAAACUAAUGUGCAAAAACAAAAAGAGGUACAGCGCGCUCAUGCAGCCCAGCAGUCGACGCAAAAAGGAAAAAAAACCACCACGGUUUUGAAGGGACAAGGACGCAAAAGCGAGAGUGGCAAAGACAAAGAGUCUGAUAGUCGAGCAAGCACACCGGUACCUGGUGGUGACAAGACUACUGGUCGUAAUAAAGCUAACAGUGGUUCUGUAACUCCUUCGUCGCACGAUUCAUCCUCAGAUGCACCUAGAAAGAAGCGAAGCCGCGUGGACCCUUCAGUUGAAACAGAAGAGCAAUUCUUAGCAAAUGUUGAAGUUAAAGUUAAAAUUCCCGACGAAUUAAAGCCUUGGCUUGUUGAUGAUUGGGAUGCGAUCAUUCGGCAGAAAAAGUUAGUCACUUUACCGGCUAGGCACACGAUUGAUCAAAUAUUAGAUGACUAUGUCAAGUUCAAGACAUCUAGUAAAACAAAUACUCCUAAUAAAGAAAGCGCUGUUUUAGAAGUAACAAGAGGCUUGAAAGAAUAUUUCAAUGUCAUGUUAGGUACACAAUUAUUAUAUAGAUGGGAACGACAACAAUACAGCGAAAUAAUUUCAGCAAAGCCUAAUACACCUCCCAGCCAAAUAUAUGGGGCCAUUCAUUUACUUCGAUUAUUUGUGAAAUUAGGCAGCAUGCUCGCCUAUACGCCUUUAGAUGAGCGAAGCAUCGCAUUACUGUUAACUCAUAUCCACGAUUUCUUGCGAUAUCUCCAUAAAAAUAGCAGCGAUUUAUUCAGUCUUCAAGAUUACGGAGCCGCAACUCCAGAGUAUCAUCGUAAGUGUGGAUAA
Molecule: messenger RNA, 1011 nt
Organism: Cotesia congregata
Lineage: Eukaryota; Metazoa; Arthropoda; Insecta; Hymenoptera; Braconidae
Source: the annotation of a GenBank genome assembly